This is a messenger RNA of Mugil cephalus (flathead mullet), 2902 nucleotides long. Its product is annotated as zinc finger protein 513. Lineage: Eukaryota; Metazoa; Chordata; Actinopteri; Mugiliformes; Mugilidae. The transcript has 7 exons. Gene Ontology annotation, molecular function: RNA polymerase II cis-regulatory region sequence-specific DNA binding; DNA-binding transcription factor activity, RNA polymerase II-specific. The record is from RefSeq and is a predicted model, not a curated record. The coding region runs from base 471 to 2123 and encodes 550 amino acids. Gene Ontology annotation, biological process: regulation of DNA-templated transcription.
GACCCAGUUGGAACUAUAUCACAAUAAAAAACACCAUUAUCAUGAUUUGUUUAUAUUUAUUUAUAUAUUUGUACCAUCGCCAAAGGAAUUAGCUGUAAGGACUUUAAGGACUACCAAUCCCACAAUCCCCUGCGCUUCUCAGUGACGUCACUCGGAGCCCGGACCCGGCGUAUAUGUGUGUGUCUCCGGCAGCAACAAAAGACUUGCGUUAGGAAGAGUUUGCGACAUUUUGUCGACCCCAGUGCUUUUGUGGACUUAAUCGCAGGGAGUAAUUGGUAGCGAUGACACCUCUGCUGCUGGUGUCCGCUGGAGGAAGAGGAAGAGGAAGAGGAAGGAGGUGAUGAUGAUGAUGGUGAUGAUGAUGAUGACAUGCAGUUAGCUGGCUGGCUAACAGACGGACCAGAGCCCGCUGAGAGUGAGAGGUGUCUCCCCGAAACCAGAGCAGGAUCCGGGACGAGGAGGAGGCGACGAUGCCGCGGAGGAAACAAUCCAACCCUCAGCCGGUGAAACUGGGGUCGGAGGACGGCGCCGCCGUGGUGUCGGAUCCGGGCUGCCUGGUUCUGGAGAGCGACUUCCUGCUGAGUGGAGAGCUGGAGUUUGGAGACUCUGAGAUCAUGGGUCUGGACAGAGAGUCCGGUAUGACGGUUUUCUCUCUGAGCGUAGAGGACGACCCCUCAGCUCCAAAUGUCUCCACCUUCCCGGCGUUCCUCUCCUGCAAAGGAUGUGGUCAACUUCUGGGGGACACACCUCUGGGUGCAGGCCUGGACCUGGUUCUCCCUUUUGUUCCAGGGGUGGGUCUUGAUCUGGGGGCGGAGCUUUACUGUCUGACCUGUGAGGAAGGCCUCCAGCACGCCGCCUCCUUCGACUCCUCCGCCUCCCCCCAGGUGGAGGGGUCUAACCUGUCCGACAGAUCCAUCAGCGGUGGCUCCGACAAGAAGAGGAGAAGCGCGGGAAAAGCUGCCGGGGGCGCCGACACCCCCCCCAAACUGUACUCCUGCUCCCUGUGCACCUUCACCUCGCGCUACUCCAACCACCUCAAACGCCACAUGAGGACCCACGACGGCCAGAAGCCGUACCGCUGCCCCGUGUGCCCCUACGCCUCCGCCCAGCUCGUCAACCUGCAGCGCCACGCCCGCACGCACACCGGGGAGAAGCCGUACCCCUGCCACCAGUGCAGCUACGCCUGCAGUUCGCUCGGCAACCUGCGGAGGCACCAGCGCAUGCACGCUCAGGAGAAGCCGCAGAGGAGGGAGAAGGAGAAGAGGCGAGGGCGGCGGAAAAAAAGCAAAGGCGCUGAAAGUGAAGAAGUGGUGUCAGACUUGACCCUGAGGUUGUCCCAGGACUCGGGUUACCUCCAGACGCUGGGGGGCCUCGGCUCCCCCUCCGCCCCCCUCCCGGUCCUCCUCUUCCCCCUGUGCUGCCGGUUGUGCGGCCUCACCCUGGAGGAGGCCGACCUGGUGGGGGACAAGGCCGAGGCCGAGGUGGACGCUGACGGAGGACAGGUCUGCCGCCGUUGCUCGUUAGACCUCCUGUCCAAAGACGGCUCCGGCGCCCCCUGCAGCCCGGAGGCGUCCCGCGCAUCGCGGCGCGGCCAGCGCAGCACCAAGCUCUACCGCUGCCCUCACUGCCCCUUCCUGUCCAACUACCCCAACCACCUGGCGCGCCACGCCCACAUCCACUCCGAGGAGAAGCCCCACCGCUGCCCGCACUGCCCCUACACCUCCUCGCACCUCGACAACCUCAAACGCCACCUGCGCGUGCACACGGGGGAGAAGCCUUACCAGUGCCCGUCGUGCAGCUACGCCUGCGGGAACCUCGCCAACCUGCGCCGCCACGAGCGCAUCCACUCGGGCGCCAAGCCGUUCCACUGCGUCGUCUGCGGCUACUGCUGCAACCAGAGCAUGAACCUGAAGAGGCACAUGCUCAAGCACACGGGGGAGAAGCCGUACGCCUGCGCCGAGUGCAGCUACACCACGGGCCACUGGGACAACUACAAGCGCCACCAGAGGAAACACGGACACAACACGGACAGCUGGGACAAACACGCCCCCGUCCACGGCCUCGGCUGGGGCAAAGACACUCAGGAGGGUCACGGCGAGAUCCACGGGAACGAAGCUCUUUAAAUUCUCAGACAGUGGUAGGGGCUCCACUUAUCUACAGGGACUUUAUUUCAAACUCUGACCAAACAAUGUCCUGGUCCACAUGGUGUGUGUGAAUAUUGUGUGUGUGUGUGUGUGUGUUGUGUAAAUACACUGGUGUGACCCUCCAGCUUCAGGUUGGAGCUAAACUCAGGUGCCUUUGACCGACUGUAAUGCUGCGCUGACUUUGUGAAAGAGGCAUUAAUGUGUGUGAGAGAUCGGUCCGCGAAAGUCAGAAUGUGUCAUCAGAUGUUUUUUAUUUUUAUUGUUUUAUUUUUUUUUCUCGACAGAUGAUCUAUAUUUUCUAAGUUUGGGAGGAUUUGAGUGAGUGAAUUUGUUACAGAGGUGUGGUGGGGUUUUGUUUUAUCCUGGAUUCAGUUGUUCAGUGGGACUCCUGUGCAGGCGGGAAAAUUAAAUGUGAUCACGGAUGUAAUUCAGGUUAUUUGUGAAAGAGGAGUUAGAAUGUACUCGUGGGGGCUCACGUCUUUCUUUGGAAAUGAAAUGAAGAGUGAGUUCUCUUCCUGUAAUUAUUAAAUUAUGUCAUAAUUUAUCAUUAAUUGUACCUUUUAGUUGAUCAUAGUUAGAAUAUAUUAGACUUACUUUUUCUUUUUUUCAGUUUAAGGGGGACGUGCACAGGAGCCCUGCUGAGAACCUGAAUUAGAUUCAAUGCUGUCCUCUCAGAUAAUUCAACAAAUCAGGGAAGAGUUGAGAACAUAAUAAAAGAACAUUUUAUCAAAUCAUUAAAGUUUUCCAUCAAACAUUCA